Molecule: messenger RNA, 3009 nt
Organism: Penicillium argentinense
Lineage: Eukaryota; Fungi; Ascomycota; Eurotiomycetes; Eurotiales; Aspergillaceae
Exons: 2
Coding region: 1-3009 (1002 amino acids)
Source: RefSeq, a predicted model, not a curated record
AUGCCUAUCAAGCUGCCCAAGAGCUUUGGCCGGCGGAAGUCGUCCGGCAAUAUCCUGGAGGACGUGGAGACGCACCCCCAGUCGUCCUUCCGGGUAUUCGAGCGUCCGGGCCCCCAGAGAUCGAUGACAGAUGGUGCGCCGCUCACCAAACGCAUGAGCGAGGGUAAUGCAGUGCCCUCAAUGCUGGAAGAUCCCGACAACAUCUUUGCUGCCGGGGCCGACCACGAACAACCCCUGGGCAAGAACCGGUAUGAACAUGACCAUGGCCGACCCUUCAAAGAUAUCCUCAAGCAACGUCUGACCCGAAAUCGUCAUAGCGGUGGCACCUAUGAGAGUUCAACCUCAACUCGGCUGAGCUCUUCGUCCACCCUCCCUUCCUCCACCGAAAUCCAACCCGAAGAGGCUGCCUCCCCGCACUCGAGGAUCCAUGAUAUACCCGUCCCACCUCCACUCUCCGGGGCCCUGCGUGCCGCGGCGGGUAGAACCUUCUCCUUUGGAGGACGGUUUGGUAAGAACUCGGCACCUCCAGCGCCUCCACGGCAUGCCACGCCAGAUGAGUCUUCUCGACAACGGGCCGUGUCGGGGGGCACUGAUGGUACGGCGACGCCACCUAAACUCCCCGACUCGCACUGGGAUCUAGGGGCAGGAACCGAUGACUUCGGAAAGAUGUUUGACCAUUUGGAUAAAAGGGAUAGCGCUGCGUUGCGGGACCCCUCUCCUCAACGGUCUAAUCAGGUACGCGGAAAGGAGCCACGCUUGCCAUGCAAGGGAUCCGAACUAAUGGGUGAUACACAGUAUUCUUCAUCUCCACCUACGCAAGCCCUACCAGAAUUUCAAGAGAGCAGGGCUGCACGUCCCGCGCCCAUUAGUACAGACCGGUCAAUCCCCGUCGAACCCUCCCCUUACUCAUGGGAUAGUCGUCACUCUCGUCAUCCUUCCGAGGAGGGACUUCUUAAUGAUCAGAAUACCGGCAGUCGAAGGGAUAGCAGAUCGCCCGCUCAGCUCUCGCCCGACACUGUCGGAUUCCGCAGACCAUCACCAGGCCCUAAUCAGAUGCUAGGUGCAACCACCGCUCACCGUGCUCUGGAACGACCGACGAGGAGACAAUCUGGGUUCUCGGAAUUGCGCAGAAGUGGAGUUUACUCACUGGGACGAGACGCUAGUCCUGUUGAAGACGAAGACGCAAAAUUGGUGAGAAAAUCUUGGCUCUUCAGCAAAGAACACUCUCCGCCUCACUGGACUGAGGGUGGCCCUUCGACCAACGAGACACCUCUUCUCGACAAAGGCAAAUCGGCCAGUCCUGGCAACCUCAGCCCGGAGCCCGACUCGAUGUUUACCGACCUGCACGCCCCGGACCCCAGCAUUGCAGACACUGCACGUCUGGCUGUCCAGUUCGCUGAGAGCGUACCAAAGACAACGUCUCCCGGCAAUAAGGUCAUGACCAAGUCUCAAUUCGAGCAUUAUCGUGAACAGCAGGAGCUUCGACGAUCCAACAGUGAUGCCUCGAAGAGCGAUGACGAAUCUGUUCAAGAUGAAUACGAUGACGAAGAUGAGACCGAGAAACAGCGCGAGACGGAGCGACAGCGCCGGAAGCAGGAGGCGCAUCUGGCGGUGUACCGCCAAUCGAUGAUGAAGAUCACUGGUCAGCAGGCCUCAUUGCCGUCGCUGCGCCCUGAAAUGAGUGCCAGCGGUGCAAGCAGCAGCACGCCGAAUCUUCACGCUCCGAACCGCCUUUCGCACCUCGGUGACAAGUCCUCCAGCGGCAAGAGCACCGAAGAUGACGACGAGGAGAUUCCGCUUGGUAUUCUUGCGGCGCACGGGUUUCCUAAUCGCGCUCGUCCGCCAAACCGGCUGGUCAGCACCAACUCCAACCCCAAUCUCCGCGCGUCUUUGCAGCCGUCUUAUGCGUCGUCUGUUCAUUCGCUUCACGGAGGUGGGGGUGAGCAAUUCAACCGGAGUAAUAUGCCCGCUUUCGCCAGGAACCUCCCGCCGGAGCCUUUCAUUGGCGCUGGUCUUUACCAGUCGCCUAACCGUGAAAAUCUGGCGAUGGGUGGUGGUUCGGGCUCAGUCUACGGGGGUGCAUCAUCGCCAGCACCUGCUCCAGGCGGCUUGAUCAACGUGAUUGCCAAUGAAGAACGGGUUCGAGCUGCGCGACGAGGCAGUCCAAACACCCAAGCGAUAUAUGAUCACCAGAUGGCAAUGGGAGCUAUGGGACCGGGAGCCCCCGUGCCUCGCCCAUAUUCGAUGAUGGGUCAACACCAACAGCCACCGCCGAUGACACCCACAGAACAAGCUCAGCUGAAACUGUCAAACCAAAUGUCAGCAAUGAUGCAGAUGCACAUGGAGAUGAUGCAGACAUUCAUGCACGGCGGCCAGGGCACACCCCCAGCCAUGAUGCAGCAGGGCAUGCCCAUGCCUCCAAUGAUGGGCGGCGGCAUGGUGCCAGGAGGACCCACAGGCCGACCAGUCUCGAUGCCGAAUGCCGCAGCAGGCGCUCAGCCAAACUUCGACCACCGCACGCUCAGCAUGCUGGAUCCCAACAUCACUGCACGACGAACGGGUUCGCCGAUGCCGCAUAUGUCCGGGUACCCAUUCGCGCCGCCCAGCAACGCUGGCUACGCAUCCUCCAUUGCGCCCUCGGAGCGCAGUACUGCGGGUAUGGCACCUCGAUACCGGCCUGUCUCCACUGUGAACAAUGAAAACGAACGACCCGGAGCCUUACCACGCAACAAGGACUGGAAGGACCAGAGCCAUCUCUCGCCCAUGGGAACGGCCCGUCCACAGUCCAGUCUCGCCAAGCCCACAACUAUGGCAACCGUGACUGUCCGGCCCGUCUCGCAGACCGGGCAAUCACCAUCCGGUCGUCAAAGGACUCGGGGCGGAUCGGACGAGGACGACGACGAUGAGGGCUGGGCCGAUAUGAUGAAGAAACGCGAUAAGAAGAAGAGCAACUGGAAGUUGAAGAAAGGAACGUCCUCCUUCGGUGAUCUUCUCGGUGCCGUGCACUAA